AUGGCAAACGCACAGUUACCAGGAGAGCCCAUUGACCUCAACUACUUUGUCUGCACCUUAGGUCAAGCGGCGGCCUUAAUUGCGGACAAGCCGCAUUCAUUCAGGACGGUCAAUGAAUUCAUUGAUCAUCAAGCACGAGAACAUCCGACGAGCCCAGCAGUUGGCUUCCCGAUCCCUCCCAAAGACAGAGGGACUGACAGAGAAUGGAACUACAAGGUCUAUAGUAAAUGGAUAUUGGAGAUUCAUUACCGGGGAACGAGAGGCUAA
Molecule: messenger RNA, 267 nt
Organism: Letharia columbiana
Lineage: Eukaryota; Fungi; Ascomycota; Lecanoromycetes; Lecanorales; Parmeliaceae
Exons: 1
Coding region: 1-267 (88 amino acids)
Source: RefSeq, a predicted model, not a curated record